Helicoverpa armigera (cotton bollworm) is the source of this 2299-nucleotide messenger RNA. RefSeq names its product putative SLC9B1-like protein SLC9B1P1. The coding region runs from base 352 to 1857 and encodes 501 amino acids. The transcript has 11 exons. The record is from RefSeq and is a predicted model, not a curated record. NCBI's taxonomy places the organism in Eukaryota, Metazoa, Arthropoda, Insecta, Lepidoptera, Noctuidae.
UUUUUAAUUCUGAAUGAAUAUAGGUAGCUGUGAGAUUUUAUAGCAGUGAUAAAGUGACAUGAAUCUUUGAAUUUUGUGCAUUUUAUCGGAAUAUCAGUUGCAAUCUUUAUGAAGCAGUGAAAAUUACGUUGCUAAUUGAUAAUAAUGGGUAUUUAUUUGUGGAGUAUAUGACGUGCUCGCAGGCAGCACGGUCCGUGACAGACACCGCUCGCCUCGGUGGACUCAACCAGCCAAUACCUCAGCUACCAUGUUCCUGAAUACCGUCGGCUAUGAUUACUGAACGACAGUUCGUUCAGAGUUUUUGUUUUUUGGAAAAUAUAAGUGAUCAACGCUUUCAUUUUCAAACCGAAAAUGACAGAAAAUAAAAACGCAACCACAGCCUUAGAUAAGGGUGUCUAUAUUAUACACAACGAAGACUUUAAAACAACGCCCGAAUUAACGUUCAAUUAUAGUUCUGAAAAGAAUGUCGGCGAAGCGGAGGAAAAGGAAAAUGCUGCUUGUAUUGCAGCUACGACAACUUUCCUCCACUAUUUUGUUUUAAUAAUAUUAGGGUUAGCAUCAUGGAGUCUACUAUGGUGUGCGUUCGGCGAGGAGUGGAGUUGGAACGGGCGCUGGUUCAGGCCUGCAGUGGUAGCAGCCAUAGCCUGGGUCGCCGGAGAAAUACUACAGAUGACGACCACACUCCCGCCUCUUUUAGCAGCUUUAAUAACCGGCAUCGCAGCGCGAAAUAUAGGAUAUCUUGACAUGCGACAUUAUACUGCAAUCGAUGGGUUUAUGAGGAAAAUCUACCCAGUAUUGAUUCUGGGGAAAGGUUCCCUGGGCUGGAAUUUGACCUAUAUGAGACAGAACUGGAAACAAGUCGCGUCUCUCGGUGUGUUGCCAUGGACUGCUGAAGUAGUCACGCUGGCCGUCUGUAUGAACCUGCUGCUUGGAUAUCCUUGGAUUUGGGGAUUCCUUCUGGGCUCAAUCUACGCGUCAGUAUCAUGUCCCAUCUUAAUGCCUACGGUGGUCAAACUGACCGCGGGUAAGAACCUGGGUCAGAACUGGCCGCAACUGAUUUGUACGUCAGGCGGUACCGACACGGCGCUCAGUGUCACAGCAUUCGGGAUCAUACAUAGCUUCAUUAUGUACGAUGGUGAUGAUACCGUCUAUAGGUAUACUAGGGCGGCCUGUGCGCUGUUCUUGGGCACAGUUGCGGGCGUCAUCUGGGGUACGCUUGCCAAGUUUGUGCCGCACGCCCGAGACGCUUACGUCACCGAGCUGAGGGUGCUUUUCGUGCUCGUCGGCGGAUUGUGUGCUCUCUUCAUUACUUCGCACUUCGGCUGGGGUGGGGCAGGAGGUAUAGCAGUGUUAGCCUGCAACGCUACCGCAGCGCACCACUGGGCGAAAGCUGGCUGGAAGCUGAAUAACAACCCUGCGUCCACCGCAUACCGCAUCAUGUGGUCAUCGGUCGAGCCGAUCCUCUUCGCGUACACUGGGACCUUUUUCGUGAUACAUCCGUCGCUAUCGAGAGUGAUGCUCGUAGGGUUUGGUGUGCUGGUCGUCUGUUUGGCAGUAAGACUGAUCACCGCCUUCCUCGUGUGUGCAAGCCUGUCAGUAAGAGAAAGGUUGUUUGUGUGCUGCGCUUGGGUGCCCAAGUCUAUUGUAGAGGCGGUGCUGUGCCCAAUAGCAAUAACAGCGUUUAUUUCAACUGGUAGACAUGAUAAGGUACAAAUAGAGUACGCAGAAACGCUCAUGAGGAUAAUAGUGCAAGCCAUAUUGAUCACGACACCUAUUGGCUUCCUACUCACCAAACAUUUGGGCCCGAUAUUGUUGAGAGAGAAGCAUAAAAAGUGUCAAAACGAAUCCGAAAUUUAAUAGAAGAAAUGCAACAAAAGGAUCUCAUUAACGAAUAAUUAUUUAUUAUAAGUGCAUAAGUACCUCUUGCUUAUUAAAUAUAUCCAUACGGUCCUCGGCCUCUGACAAUCAUAAAAAACAAUGGGGACAAUUGUAAGAUUAUUCUAAGAAAACAUUAGAUUGAUAAUUUUACGCUGAGCCUAAUUAUGAAAAAAUAAAAGAAUCUUUCCUUAGUAAUUUCUAUUGUUCGAAUGUCAAGUGAAACCACGUAACAUAAGCAAUUAAUAUCAAUUAAUUAUUAUAACACUGACAGUAUAACUUGUUUUGUUGGUUUUAUAAAUAUGUCUUUUUAGAGACGAGGCUGACAAAAUGGAGAGAAUUGUGAAUCUUUUAAUAAGUUGAGAUUAUCACUGUAUAUAAUAUAGGUAAACGAAUAAAAAUGUAAGUAGACUAGAUGUAUAAG